GAAAAACAAGCGUUUCCAAGUGUUACUGCAUCGGGGAUCUUUUAGCUUGAUGCAGGGGUGCUGCUGUCGAAAGCCAACACAUUAAGAAAAUAUAAGGCUAAACACACUUAAUUGAUACCGGGUUGUUUUUCCUCGUCUAUCCUGGAAGAUGGUGGCGAAGCAGAGGAUCCGCAUGGCCAACGAGAAACACAGCAAGAACAUCACGCAGAGAGGAAACGUAGCCAAGACUCUGCGACCACAGGAGGAGAAGUAUCCUGUGGGCCCCUGGCUGCUCGCCCUCUUUGUAUUUGUUGUGUGCGGGUCAGCCAUAUUUCAGAUCAUCCAGAGUAUCCGUAUGGGGAUGUGAUCCAGAAGGAGCUUCUAUACUCCCCGUCCCCAACCCCCAUACCCUCACUGAGCCCUGCGAGCCCACACCUGCACAGCCCUUGGACCCUUUCCAAAGGCCCAGAGACUGACACCAAAGCUUUAAGAUCAAGCAGACCUUGGAGAGAGAAGCUCCCCCAACCAGCCCCUCCUCGAGACAACCCCCUGCCCUGAUCAGCAUUUACAUUGUCGCAGUCUGUGGUACUGACAGCUUUUCUAUAGACAGUCUAAAACCACACCGGCUGAGGAACAUGUGUGUCUCAUCACUCACUUGGCACUUGUGUGUGUCUGUUGUGUGUGAUUAUGAAGGUGUGAUUGUUGUUAUGAGAGUAUGUUUGGCCAGUGAUUCCUGCUGACGAUGUGCCAUAUCUCAGUUGAAGUAUUUGUCUGUGUUAUGUGAAGAGAAUCUUUUUUAUUUUCAAAUAAAUGUGGUGCAUUUAGGAAGUGCCUAGUUUUA
This is a messenger RNA of Notolabrus celidotus (New Zealand spotty), 820 nucleotides long. It is a transcript of the gene serp2, whose product is annotated as stress-associated endoplasmic reticulum protein family member 2. The record is from RefSeq and is a predicted model, not a curated record. Gene Ontology annotation, biological process: endoplasmic reticulum unfolded protein response. Bases 149 to 346 code for a protein of 65 amino acids. The transcript has 3 exons. NCBI's taxonomy places the organism in Eukaryota, Metazoa, Chordata, Actinopteri, Labriformes, Labridae. Gene Ontology annotation, cellular component: endoplasmic reticulum.